AUGUAUAGGAAAUUAAAAAUUACAGAAUUUUUACAAUUCAAAUCUCCUCAGAAACAAUAUAUUAAAGUUUAAGAAGUAACUUAGAAAACUGAUUCUUUGCUAGUUUUAGGAUUUUUUUAGAUUAGGUUUUUUUAUAAAAAAUAUCAAUUGAAGAUUACGAGAUAAAUGAAUUCAUUUAUAGCAUACUAGAUAACUCUAUCCGUCUAUGGGAUGUCAAAACAGGAUAAUAAAAAGCUUAAUUAGAUAGUCAUAAUGAUUGUAUCAACUCAGUCUGUUUCUCUCCUGAUGGAAAUACAUUAGCUUUUUCUAAUCAUGAUAACUCCAUCAGUUUAUGGGAUGUUAAAACAGUAUAAUAAAAAUCUAAAUUAAAAUGCCAUAUUAAUGAUAUUAGAUUAGUCUGCUUCUCUCUUGAUGGAAAUACAUUAGCUUCUAAAAGUGGAGAUGGCUCUAUCCGUUUAUGGCUGUCUAAACAGGAUAAGAAAUUAAAGACUUAAAUAAUCGAUAUAACGAAAUAUUGGAAAAUUGCACGAUUUAGUUGUUAUAAAACAACCCUUUUACAGGUAUUUAGUAUUUAUAUUUUUUGGUUAACACUAUUAUUCCUAUUCUCUGUAUAUCCUAAACACCAAUCUUUUAAGCUAAAGAAGCUCUUGUCCUAAAUGGAGAGUUUAUUAAUUAGUAAGGCUACGAUUUAAGAUCGUUAUUAAAAUCAAGAGGAUGUUGUAUUUUGGUAAAAAAAAUGCAACAAUGACAUUUUAUUAUUUUUUUGAAAAUUAAUAUAUACUUAAAGUAUAUUUCUUAUAUUUUUUUUUUGAGUAAUGA
Paramecium primaurelia is the source of this 819-nucleotide messenger RNA. NCBI's taxonomy places the organism in Eukaryota, Ciliophora, Oligohymenophorea, Peniculida, Parameciidae. The record is from the annotation of a GenBank genome assembly.